CGCGAACGCGCCUGUGCUGUGCUUUGUUUUUUUUAAUUUAUUUUUUUUAAGUGUUGUGCCGCACGGAUACCAUGAGGUUGACUUUUUGGGUCACAGCUUUGGCUGUGCUCAGCCUUACACACGCAAAAAAUUCGACAGCGAAAGCAAAACCGAAACGACAGUUGGAGAGCAUACGAACGCCUCAGAAUCUGCAAUACUCAUUAGUUCUGCCCCAUUCAAGAGUCACGCACUUCAGAUCACUCACCAGUUCUCGACGAAUCUCUCAUAUCCCUUCGAAAGGCGGCAAAUUGCCACCAUAUGCCGUACAAAUGGAACCGGUAGUUCAGUACUCCCAAAAAGAUCCUCUAUAUGAUCCAAAUUUAGAAAACUUGGAAGAUGCUGGUGUAAACAAGAAUGAAAUUUAUGCUCAACCUAAAAUUCUUAAUGUACAUGAUUCAUCAGAUAGUACAUAUAGCCCUUCCUAUGGUGCCCUGCCAACUGCUCCUCUGUAUAGUCAAGAUGCUCAUCCUCAUUAUUAUGAAUCACCAGAGCCUAUCAUUGAAAUCAUUAUUAAAGAAUCAAACGAAUCUCUUCCAGCACCCCCUCCUCAAAUAAUACCUAAAAAGAAGAAGGAACCGGUUCAAGUAUUUUAUGUCAAAUACAGUAAAGAUCCAUAUUCUAAAGACAAGGUUGUAUAUGAAAAACCUAUUCCCGCAAUUACUCCACCAACCAACGAUGAAGAUGAACAUCAUGAAGAGUAUGUUACAGUUACACCACAACCUGCUUAUGGUCCAAUACAGACAACAACUCUGAGAGCAAUCAUAAAACCCGAAUCAGAAGUUUAUCACAGUGACAGCAGUGUUAAAAUUACUUUUGGAAAUGAAGGUCGCCAUUACAGUGAUAGACGAGAAUCUAAUACAGAAAGUCAUGAAGCGACUGCACCAAGACCGGCAAUUGCUUUUCCAAACCAACCACCGAGCCAUAUACCUCUUGAACGUUCUGUGUCACCUAAACCUCAACCUCAUCAUGAAGCCUCAACAAGAGGUUUCUCAAAUUCUCAAGCUUAUAAGCCUGUUUCACAACAUGCCCAAAGUCGUAUUCAGUUUCAGCCACAAUAUUUAACAAAUGAACAGCAACUUCCCCGACAAGGUCCGUCGCUAUCACCAUUCAGAGUUCAGUCGAACAUCAAUCGUCAAAACUCAUUUGGACCAACGCCACCAUUUAGCCCAAGUCCUAGUCCUCAUACAGCUUUUGCCAACAGUCCAGGACCAAUACCUCAUUUCAGUAAUAUUGCUCCCACCGUAGCCUCCCCAAUUGGUCCCGCUUUCUCUACUUCUUUCCCCAGACCUAAUAAUAAUCCGUCAUUCCAUGUUCGUCCAAGCCCUCCAUCGUUCAAUUCAAGACCUCACUUUAAUGGACCACCAAGACCAGCUUUCCACAGUGGACCUCAAAGACCAUUCCAGCAGCCACAUACACAAUCUAGGCCAUUCUUUGAUGAACCUAAAUAUUUACAGGAAAAUUAUCACACUAUAACUUCCGACCAAGUAGAUCCCCCAAAAGAACAAUUAUUGCCCAACAGACAAUCUCAAAACUUUAAUUUCAUUCAACCUAGUCCAAGCCCUACACCCGCACAGUUCCAGGAGCAUUCUAGUCGUCCUCAAAUAAUUCCACAGAGUCAACAGUUACCACAGCAAAGACCACCUCAACAUUUUGUUGACAUUCACAACAAACCUUCGUUUUCCAUAUCACCAAGUAGACCUCCAUUUUUCAACUUGAAACCAUCGCCUCCUCAAAUAGAAGACAACCGACCACCAUUCCAACAAUUUAAACCCCAGCAACAACAGCCUCAACCACAGCAAUUUAGUUUCCACCAAGGUGCUCAAAUAUUAUCACAACCAACCUCUGGAAACUCUGUCCAUCAUCAACACACAUUUUCAAGUCCCUCACCUUCGCCUAUACCUCAAAACCAAUUUCUUCCUCAACCGUCUGCGUCGCCUACACUAUUUAAUUUCCAUCCACAACCGUCACCAUCUCCAGAGCAACAUCAUUUCCAUCAACAAAACUCGCCAUCGGAAAGACCUCAGAUCCCGCAAUCUCACGGACCCUCCGAAAGACCAUUCCUACCUCAGCAAAAUAAUUUCCAACCUCAAGCUAACUUACAACAUCAACAGAAUAUACAACAGUUUGUACCUAAUGGUGGAGAGUUAGUAGCAUCUAUUCCUAAGUAUGAACAACAUAUUACUGUUAAUAGUCCCAAUACCCAACCGAAUUAUAGUGCCUUAAGCGAAUCUGUAAAACCUACGCCAACUGCCAGUCCAACUGAACAAUACCAACAGCAGCAACAGCAACAGCAACAACAACUUUAUGAAUCAGAACAGGAACAAGUAAGAUUGCAACUAGCAGAAAAUGUAAAGAAACAACAAGAAGAAAUUCAAAGGUUACAAACUCAAUUAUUGCUUGCACAACAACAACAACAGCAACAGCAGCAUCAACAUCUACAACAACAGCACCUACAGCAAAAUCAGCAAUUACAACAACAAGAACAGCAACAAAGCAAGCAGUAUGAACAAACCUAUAAAGUUCAAAAUAAUUAUAACCAACAACCAAUACAAGUUACUUCACCAAAAUCCCAAUAUGUACAAGAAAGGUCACGGGAACAGUCUAAUUAUGUAUCUAGUACCCAAGCUCCAGCUUAUUACCAAUCUACAUCAAGGACCGUAGAAAUAAAGCCUACUACACAAAAGUAUUUAUCAUCUACCCGUAACUCUAUUAGCACAACGCCUGAACCAAAGAAGGAAGAGAAAAAGAAGAAGCCACAAAUUGUACUUCCUGAUGAGGUUCCAGACGAUUUACGUCAACAAUUAUUGUCCUCAGGCAUCUUAGACAAUGCUGAUAUCAGUGUUUUGGACUAUGACAAAGUAGGGGAAACGCCAUUAGAAUCACUACCACCAGAUCAAUUGGCAAACUUUUUCAGUGCAGGUGGAGCUCAACAAAUUGCAGCUAGUGAACACAGACCUAUUGUUGUAAAACCGAAUGGUGAACAAAUUGAAUCAAGAAUAGAUGACGAUGUUGACGACCAAGAAAUUGCUGCUUCAGAAAACGUUGCUACAUACGCUCUCCCACCACCAUCAAAAAAACAAGCUGUGGAAAUGAAAGUUGUACAUUUUGAUCCAAAAACAGCUGAAGGACAAAAUAUCGCAAAGGAAUACGUAAAAGAAGAUGCCACCCGACUAGAUCCUGUUGCUUUGAAUGAUAAAAAAUACAACAGGUAUUUACCAUUAAAAGUAAGUGGCAACCAGUUUCCUCUGCCAGAUAUUCUAAAAGGAAGAAAAAUAACAUCAGUUGUUGUUUUGGCACCUGUAGAAACAGAGGAUCUUGGUGGUGACCACACAAGAUCUGAGCGGGCUGCGAGUAAUGGUUUAAGAGGGAUAAAGUUUGUUGCUGGGGACAGUUUGCAAGAUUUGCUCAAACGGCCUACCAAAGACAACUUUGAGAAAUGGUUGGAAGUUGAAAAAAGAACAAACACAGACCAACAGUCUGUCAUCCUUCUUGUGACCGGGAAUGACAAGACAUCGGGAGACAGGGAAAUUUUUAUGUACGAUAUCUCAUCGGGUAAUGUCAACAAAUUGAAUGGAGACCUUUCAAGUGCUUUUGUGGACGCUGCAGAAAAUAACUCAAUUAGCAAAGACAUUGAAAAACUAGCUAUAGAAGGGGAUGGCACCCCAGAGGAAUUCGGAAAGGGAGACGACGAGGUAGCCGACGGUUCAGAGAACGUGCCAUUAUUAGUAGAUUUAUCUGGUUUGAGUUUAGAUCAAGAAAAUAGUAAUCAAGUAUCAAUUUCGUCAGGUUAUAGUAAAACGAAACAUGGCCGAUCGAUACGAAGACACUGAUAUUUCUGACGCCGCACGGCGCAGGACCCUUGUAAAUAGUCUAGUUUUAGUAUUACUAAAUUAAAAUGGCGGCAUGUUGUUGCCUAGUCGAUUGUAAAAGUGAUAAUCAGGUUGUACAA
Achroia grisella is the source of this 3988-nucleotide messenger RNA. RefSeq names its product bromodomain-containing protein 4B. The coding region runs from base 72 to 3869 and encodes 1265 amino acids. Lineage: Eukaryota; Metazoa; Arthropoda; Insecta; Lepidoptera; Pyralidae. The record is from RefSeq and is a predicted model, not a curated record. The transcript has 3 exons.